This is a messenger RNA of Pygocentrus nattereri (red-bellied piranha), 11108 nucleotides long. RefSeq names its product tetratricopeptide repeat, ankyrin repeat and coiled-coil containing 2a (gene tanc2a). The record is from RefSeq and is a predicted model, not a curated record. Gene Ontology annotation, molecular function: protein binding. Gene Ontology annotation, biological process: regulation of dendritic spine morphogenesis. The coding region runs from base 514 to 6525 and encodes 2003 amino acids. Gene Ontology annotation, cellular component: dendritic spine. The transcript has 28 exons. NCBI's taxonomy places the organism in Eukaryota, Metazoa, Chordata, Actinopteri, Characiformes, Serrasalmidae.
CAGGCUCUGCUGGAGAGCCUCUGUCGUGUUCACGCUGGUCUGUCCCCCGAUUGAUGCGGGUUUGGCGUCGAGGCAUCGGGACUGACCUCCUUGUUUUGUUUUACUAAUUCAGUGCGGCUGCGUUUCUGAACACACACACAGCGUCCUGCACUCCAGCAGCAACAUUUCGGGAAUUACGGUGUCGUCCAGCGCCGGUGGAGGGGAGAAAGGAGCGGAGAGGGACGCGAGAAAGAGGCAGAGGCAGAGGGGUUUGCACUUGGCUGAGGUGCUUUGCAGUCCCAGCUGUUCGUCUGCACGACUGCGGGUUAGACUGGAGAGACUAGAGAGCGACGGAUAGGAGGAGGGAGCCUGAAAGAGAGCUAUCCAGGGUAAAGUCUGUAGGAGAUGGGAGUUGGGUUUCUGGCCACAAGUGAAAGGUUCCACACACUACUGCCUACCGCUGAGUCCUGUUCUCUCCUGAGACCCCCUGCUCGUCACUCCAUGAUUUCUCUAUAGUGUGCAGACAGAGCAGCCAUGUUCAGGAACAGCUGGAAGGCGCUGCUGAGUGGUGGCAAAUCCAACCGCAAGAACCGCAACAGUGGUGGCAGCUCAGCGGAUGGCGAGUGUGUGUUUGAAGGAGAUUACGCUGUGCCUCCUCUGCCGGUGACCGAGGGCAUGCAGCACAUUCGCAUCAUGGAGGGAGUGUCACGCUCUCUGCCUUCAUCACCACUGCUCUCCCACCAGGCCAUCAACAUGAGGCUGCAGCCGCUCAAAAGACUACCAGGGGAGGACAGUCAGGAGCUGGGUCCCCCUCCAUCAGCAGACGAGGCAGCAAACACCCUGAUGACGCGGCUGGGCUUCCUGCUCGGGGACAAAGUGGCCGAGGGCUCUGACAGAGCCCCGUACGGCAUGGAGGAGCAGGACGAUAGUCAGGCCAUCUCUAUGACCCAGAGGAUCAGUCCGUGCUCCAGUCUGGCCAGUAGCUCUGCGUCGCCCCCUCCUGGCAGCCCCUGCUCCACACUGCCCCCUGGAGCCCCAGGCAGUGCGGGCGCUUACGGCUCCAUCACCAGCCCCACGUCCACACUGGAGAGCAGAGACAGUGGCAUCAUUGCCACCCUUACCAGUUACUCUGAGAAUGCGGAUCGCAGUGGUAAACAUGGCGAGAGUUCCAGAGGGAGCCUCAAACUUUGGCAGACUCAGAAAACGGCGGGCGCUGACUCCUUCCUUUACCGUGUGGAUGAAAACAUGGCUGCCUCCACGUACAGCCUCAACAAAAUCCCAGAGAGAAGUCUGGAACACUCUGCUUCCCACUCCGCGCACUCCAUCCCCCUCUACCUCAUGCCCCGCCCCAAUUCUGUGGCUGCCACCAGUUCUGCUCACCUGGAGGAUCUGGCGUAUCUAGAUGAACAGAGACAGGCCCCCCUGCGCACUUCCUUGCGAAUGCCCCGUCAGAACUCAGGGGCAGGCCGCUCCGGGCAGGACCUGAGAGUGCGCUUUGCCCCGUACCGCCCACCGGACAUUGCCCUGAAGCCCCUGCUGUUUGAGGUGCCCAGUCUGACGCCCGACACUGUCUUCACGGGGCGUGAAUGGCUGUUUCAAGAAGUGGAUGCCCAUCUCCGUGGCAGCGAGCCCACCAAUCAAGGCGUUGUCAUCGUGGGUAACGUGGGCUUCGGCAAGACGGCCAUCAUUUCCCGUCUGGUGGCACUCAGCUGCCACGGCAACCGUAUGAGACAGAUCGCCUCGGAAAGCCCACAUUCUUCACCCAAACAUGGUGACACUCUGCCCCUCAGUCAGCCACAGUCGACUCAUGGCACACUUGUGGGGGGCAGCAGUUGCCCCGGUACUCCAGAGAUGAGGAGACGCCAGGAGGAGGCGCUCCGAAGACUGGCCUCUCAAGUGGUGGCAUAUCACUACUGUCAGGCAGAUAAUGCCUACACAUGUCUGGUGCCAGAGUUUGUUCACAAUGUUGCAGCACUACUGUGCAGAGCUCCUCAGCUGCAAGCCUAUCGCGAGCUGCUGCUGCGCCAGCCCCACCUGCAGAGCCUGCUCAGCCUGCGCUCCUGCGUCCAGGAGCCCAUGACAGCUUUCCGCAAAGGCCUGUUAGAACCUCUACACUUACUGCACAGAGAGAGGAAGGUGGCAUGUGAUGAGGAUCUUAUCAUUUUGAUUGACGGGCUGAAUGAGGCGGAGUUCCAUAAGCCUGAUUAUGGAGACACCAUUGUUUCCUUUCUGUGUAAAAGCAUUGAGCGUUUCCCACCCUGGCUCAAACUGAUGGUGACCGUCAGGACAUCCCUACAGGAUGUGACCCGCCCAUUGCCAUUCCACCGGAUCUCUCUGGACCGGCUGGAGGAGAGCGAUGCCAUAGAUUCAGACCUGCAAGGUUACAUUCUGCACCGGCUGCACUCCAGCCAGGAAAUCCAGAACAAUGUGGCCCUGAACGGCAAGCUGGACAAUGCUGCCUUUGCCAAGCUCAGUGCCCACCUCAAGGGCCUGAGCCGUGGCUCCUACCUCUACCUGAAGCUCACACUGGACCUCAUCGAGAAGGGCUACCUGGUACUCAAGAGCUCCAGCUACAAGGUGGUGCCGGUGAGCCUGGCAGAGGUGUACCUGCUGCAGCUGAAUAUGCGUUUUCCAACACAGUCGUCAUUCGAGCGGGCUCUACCUCUGCUGAACGUGGCCGUAGCCUCGCUCCACCCACUCACGGACGAGCAGGCGUUCGGGGCAGUGAACGCUGGGGCUGUGCGGGGUGCUGUACUCGACUGGGACGACUUCCAGCAGCGCACAGAGCACCUCUCACCAUUUCUGGUGAAAAGGCGCGAUGGUACGCGCAUGUUUGUACAUCCAUCCUUCAGAGAGUGGCUGAUCUGGAGGGAAGAUGGAGAGAAGACCAAAUUCCUGUGCGACCCCAGGAGUGGCCACACACUACUGGCCUUCUGGUUCUCCCGGCAGGAGGGCAAGCUCAACCGACAGCAGACCAUCGAGCUGGGUCACCACAUCCUCAAAGCACACAUCUUUAAGGGUCUGAGUAAAAAAGUCGGGGUUUCAUCGUCCGUGCUGCAGGGGCUGUGGGUUUCUUACAGUACAGAAGGUCUGUCUGCUGCUCUUGCCUCCCUGCGCAACCUCUACACCCCCAACAUCAAGGUCUCUCGUCUGUUGAUUUUGGGGGGAGCUAAUGUGAACUACCGUACAGAGGUGCUGAAUAACGCUCCGGUACUGUGCGUACACGCCCACCUGGGUUACCUGGAGAUGGUCGCCUUGCUGCUGGAGUUCGGGGCAGACGUCAACGGUGCAUCAGAGAGCGGUCUUACUCCACUGGGCUAUGCUGCUGCUGCCGGCCAUCUGCCUAUUGUCAAUGCCCUCUGUGCCAAGAAAGCCACGGUGGAUCAUGUGGACAGGAACGGGCAGUGUGCUCUGGUUCAGGCAGCACUGCGAGGCCACCUAGAGGUGGUGAAGUAUCUGGUGCAGUGCGACUGGAGCUCAGACGAGCAGGAGUCCUCAACCUUCAGCAAGAGCCAUGCGGUCCAACAGGCCCUGAUAGCAGCAGCUAGCAUGGGUUAUACUGAGAUUGCAUCAUACCUACUGGAUCUCCCAGAGAAAGAUGAGGAAGAGGAGGAGCGUGCGCAGAUCAACAGCUUUGACACACUGUGGGGGGAAACAGCUCUAACAGCAGCAGCUGGUAGGGGGAAGUUGGAUGUGUGUAGGUUGUUGUUGGAGCAGGGGGCCGCUGUGUCUCAGGCCAACCGCCAUGGCAUUGUCCCUCUGUUCAGCGCUGUCCGCCAGGGACACUGGCAGAUUGUGGAACUCCUGCAGAAUCAUGGGGCGGACGUGAACAUGGCGGAUAAACAGGGUCGGACUCCUCUCAUGGUGGCCGCUUCUGAGGGUCAUCUGGCCACAGCAGAGUUCCUUCUUGGACAAGGUGCCUCAUUGGCUCUCAUGGACAAGGAAGGUCUUACCGCACUCAGCUGGGCAUGUCUGAAAGGCCACCUCCCAUUGGUGCGUGUGCUGGUGGAGAGGGGUGCAGCCACCGCUCAUGCAGACAAGAGUGGACGCACCCCACUAGACCUUGCCGCCUUCUAUGGAGACUCAGAAGUGGUGCAGUUUUUGGUGGAUCAUGGCGCGAUGAUUGAGCAUGUGGACUACAGCGGCAUGCGGCCUCUGGACCGUGCGGUGGGCUGCAGAAACACAUCGGUAGUGGUAGCACUGCUGAAGAAGGGGGCCAAGAUAGGAUGUCAGACCCUCCCCAGCAGGGCCCGAGGUCCAGCGACAUGGGCAAUGGCUACCUCCAAGCCAGACAUCAUGAUCGUCCUCCUGAGCAAGCUGAUCGAGGAAGGAGACGGAUUCUACAAGAAAGGGAAGGUGAAAGAGGCAGCUCAGCGCUAUCAGUAUGCCCUGAAGAAAUUUCCCCGAGAGGGCUUCACGGAGGACCUUAAAACCUUCAGAGAGCUCAAAGUCUCCCUGCUGCUCAACCUGUCCCGCUGCCGCAGGAAAAUGAACGACUUUGGCAUGGCGGAGGAGUUUGCCUCCAGGGCUCUAGAGUUGAAACCCAAAUCCUAUGAGGCCUAUUACGCACGAGCCCGCGCCAAGCGCAGCAGCAGGCAAUUCCACGCAGCCCUGGAGGACCUGAGUGAAGCCAUGCGCCUCUGCCCCAACAACCGAGAGAUCCAGCGCCUGCUGCAACGCGUUGAGGAAGAGUGUCGCCAGGUCGUUCAGCAACAGGAGCUGGAUCCGCCCCCUUCUCCUCCUCCCCAUGACAGAGACCCGCCAGUGGCCCCGCCUCCCCCGCUGGAGCCCCGCCUCUCAGACAUGGAGCCUGUGCAGGACCUGUUUGAAGAGGACGAGGAUUACUUGGAGCGGGAUAUGGAUGGUCUUCCACUAGGCAUCACUGCUGAGCCUCGUUCUAGUCCAUCAGGCUUGCCUGUGAUUCAGAACAUCAUGCCUCCAUCCCCCAGCCACCGGGACUCCCCCUACCUGACUGGAGGCCCUUCAAUGGGCCAGGCCUUUGACCUCCGCCCCACUCCUCCCUCUAUGUCUUCGCCAACCCGCCAGGGCUAUCAGUCCACCUCUCCUUCCCUCUCUCCCACCCACCAAAGCUCUCAUUAUCGUCCAAGCCCACCUCAUACAUCCCCAGCGCAUCAACCGUCUUCCUCCUCCUCCUCUUCCUCCUACCACUUCAGCCCUCCUCCGUCUCCUUUACGCCGGGCUGGGCCACAGUACCGCUCCAGCCCCACCUCCACCUCUGAGAACAUGGGCCUGUACCGGCCUCAGUCAGCCUCCGCUGCCUCGUCGGGCCGCUACCAGCAAGAUCAGCAGCUUUCAGGUCGCCCCAAGUCCCCUCUCUCCAAAAUGAGCAGCCAGCGCUCUUUUCAGGCUGCUCAGCUUCCUCCUCAGCAGCAGCAACAGGGCCAGUGGCUGCAGCCAGCCAAGGCCCAGAUUGUCCGCACCAACCAGCCGAGCGCUUCUGUCCACUCUAGUGCUGUGCUGGGCAGUGGUGCUUACAGCCAGAUGGCCCAUUCUAUGAGUGCCCGCUGCCCUGGAGACAUGGAUGAACUUGGGGAAGUUGGUGGCUAUCCUGCUCAACUGCAGGGGUCGCUUUAUCCGCGGGCGCUCAGCAUGGAUCCCAGCACAAUGGAAGAAGAACUUCCUCAAAGGCCAUCAUCUGCAUACCGACCCAGUGCUCCAGGGUUGCGCUAUGGCCAGACGCCCCAGAUCAGUCGCAGCCAGUCUGCUGCCUAUUACCCCAUCUCGCCCCAUGAAAUUGAGAGGCAAGCGCAGCUGGGGUCACCCGAAAACCCUCAUGCUCUGAGACGCCCUGUUAGUGCCACCAGUGCUGAACCCAGACCGCACCUGCCCACUCCUCGCCCAUUGAUCCACUCACAAAGUGUGGGCCUGCGCUUCUCCCCAUCCAGCAGCAGCCUGGGCCUGGCCGUUGGUUCCGCUGCUAAUCUAGGCCCAGGCUUCAGGCCUUCAGCAUCAGCGCAGCAAAUGGAGAUUCCACUUAAGCUGGCCUAUGAGGGUGGCUACUGCGAUGCCCCAUCUCCCGUUUCCCCACCCAGUAUGGUGGCGGGAGGCACAUACCCAGGAGAAAGUGUGCGAUCACGGGCUACGCCCUUCAUGGGCAUCAUAGACAAGACGGCACGAACUCAGCAGUACAUGCAGCAGCAGCCUUCAUCACUUGCCCCUUCCUCUUCAUCCUCCCGUGCUUGGGCUGUCUCGUCCCUAGACACAGUGGUCAGCAGUCCAGCCACAUCACCUGGCAACACAGGCUAUGGGCAGCAGUCCCUUGGCCACAUUGCCUACUACAACCGCACCAACAACGCCCACAAUGGGCACCUGGCCGAGGAUGACUACUAUGUGGGUCGGGACAGGGCCGACAACAUGGGACGGGUCAGCCAGGCACCCACCUACCCAGACGUUAAAGUGGCCCGGACGCUGCCGGUGGCCCAGGCCUACCAGGACAGCGAGUACAGGCAGGUGGGCCGUGGUGACCGCCAGGGUCCAACCUCUCCCAUCAAACCAAAGAGGCCCUUUGUCGAGUCAAAUGUGUGAGACUGCCUGGGACAGCGUGUUAAUGUAUACUAGGACAUGAAUGAAGAACCUGAAACAUAAGUACUAUUGGAGCUGGAUUAGUUUUAGCAGAGGAGGUUGUGAGGGAUCUGACUGGUUGAUUCGUGCAAGAAAUAGUAUCUAUGUAAUUUCUUCAAAUUCUCAUAGAUAGCUUGGACUGAAAGUCAUGGAUUUUGUUGGUAAUCACUGAAGCUACACAAACACCUCAGGUAAAACUAAUCCAGCUCUAUUGGACCUAUAGGUACACAUACAAAGCCUAUUAUUGUUUUCCCCUUUUCUGUGGUGUAAACAUAGUCUAAAGCUGAAUAUAUUGACCUUUAAGUGUGUGAAAGGAGGUAAACGGCAGUGCUGUAAAGGCAUCUGUUUUGGACAUACACAGCAAGUGACUGGGACAUGCAGGACGCCUCAGGUGCCUCAGCUGGACCAGACGGCUGUAACUGCUGCACACCAAUUAAAAAUGAACAGAUACCAGUACUAAUAUCAAUAAGACAGAUGUGAGCAGUCUUUGGUGGACAAGAGUGACUGUUAUAAAGCAUAACGCUUCCAUAUGCAGGACUACAGAGUGAUGAAAGCAAAAAAUUGUAUUCAUGAUCAAAAAAUUUGAAUCUUUGUCAGCAGUGAAAUAAAAUGGUAUUGGUGCAUUCCUAGCACCACUUUAAUGCUCUCUGAAACUCCAUAGGUGGGCUAGAGUCUUAACAGCUUGCCAUUGUUCUGAAAGUGCUGUUGCAGAGCCUGGACCACACUAAAGCCACUUUUCCACUGUACGAUACCGAAUCAACUCUACUCCCUUUUUUUGGUUUUCCACUAGGCAAAUCUUGUACCUGGUACCAGGCAUUAUUUUUGGUACCACUUCAGUACCAAAAGUAAGAAUCCAAGCGAGCUGAGCAGAUGCUAAAAGGUGAAGUAGAGACAAUACAGACUACUGAUUGGUCAGAGAAUAUUGCUAACCACAUAUGCUAGUUACUAGGUUAGUGUAGCCUCUUGAGUCACCUUUGAGAAACCAAACCCGCUUCAUCGUCUGAACUCUGAUGUAAUAUUUCCCAAACUUUACUGUUUUUUCAGCAGUAUAUUAUCUUGCGGAUAAAACUGCCUUUUUUGAACAAAAAUUAAUCUCCUUCAGGUCUCAGGAGUUUUAUGCGGCAUCACUAUGACAACCCGCUACAUUGAGAGACUACUAAUCUGCUGUGGAAAACAAAGUAGCUGGUACCCAAAGUGAGUAGAGUCAAGUUGAGUCGAGCCAUAGAGGCAGUGGAAAAGUGGAUUAAGGCUCAGUCAGAAGUGGCUCCCUACUUUCUGUAGUCCACGUAUACGUAAUAUACAAUGCUGUAUGUCCAAAAGGGGCCACAAGCAAAAGCUCACCACCAGACCCGUCAAAUUUCAACGUUUCACACAAUACAUUCACCACUUUUAAUAAAACCAUUGCUUUUCACCCUCCCACACAAGAACCAGAGACGGCGUGGUCAAAGACGCAACUGUAUCAAGUCAGAAUUCACCGUCUGUAGCCACCGCUAUAGCUAACAUGGCAGUAUUCUCAUUAAUGUUCUGAAUAUUUUCUUUUUCCAAAGAAACACCUGAUUGGUGCUGUCUUUGGCACUGAAGCAUAUUUGUUCAUUUUAAAUGCAAUAUAAAAUGACUAGGAAUGCAUCAGUACCGCAGCUGGUAUCAGGUAUUGGCCUGAUACUGUGCUUAUUUACUCGACCUCAAAAAACACACCAAUACCAACAUCUGAUACCAUGUGACGUACACUGGCACACUAGAGAACAAAUGACUCAAGUUGGCAGUGAACAAGGGUCUGUUCCUGAUCACAUGGAGUUUGGACGCAAAGUUGCUGCUUUUAGCCUGCACACAAACACAGUUAGCCACUUCACCAAUACGAGUGGACAUACACAGGCUGGCUAAAUGCUGAUUUUACUGUUUAACUGAAUAGAAUUACGAGGUACCAACGUUAAUGUGUUAAUUUUUUAAGUUGUUUUUGUAAAUUAGACUUUAGAGAGACCAUAUGUGUAUAUUUCAGUGCAUGGUGAGGUUAGCUGAGCUGCUGUGGCUCAGUUUAUCAGCAUGUUUGCUCAGUACUCGGUGCGCAGCGUGUUAUUUUGAACGAAACAACUUUAAUGGAAAUUGUCCAGAACUGUCAGUAGAGGCUGCAUUUCAUGUCAAUCAGACUGAGCGUUUUCAUACAGUGAGCACAACUAUGGCCUAUUUGAAUGUACAGGGAGUUGCCCAAGAUCAAUAUGGUCUGGCUUUUGAAGACAUUUAACUACAGCUCAACCAGCCAAUAAAAAUACUGCUUAAUUCUAAACAGGUUACUCCGGAUGGUACCAAUGAGUUUUCAAAAAAAAAAAAAAAAAAAAAAAAGUACUCCUACUCGGUCUGGAAAAAAAGGUAUUGAUGCAUCCCUACAAAUUUUUAAAAGUUAAAAAACUAAAAGUUUUGGCCUUGAGAAUCAUUGACUUGGUGACCUAAAUGAAUCGGUUUACCUCUUCUCUCUAUUCCAUUUCUUGUCAUCACUAACACCCCCCCCUUGCAUAGCUAUGAAUUUGCAUAAUACAGUAAUACAUAUUAUGUAAUACACAAUAAUACUACAUGCUUAAGAUCAUUUGCUAAAGGUAAUAGCUAACCCUUUUUGAACCUGCACCAGGUAGCUUAAAGUAACAGACAUGCUACACCUAGCUAACUAGCUCUGUUAGCAGAGUAUGGUAAGUCAACAUUAAUGUUGGCUAGCAUUUUCCUUCAUUUGAAGACACAGUUUACUGAAACCAUUUGCAGUCAGCAUGUAGAGGCAAUGAUAAAAAUCAUCGCACAGGGCUAGCUAACGCUGGCUGGAAAAUGCUUAUCCUAUGUGGUAAUGGUGCAGCCUGAGAACUAAAGUUUUUUAGACUUUUGUACAGAGGCUGCCUGUAGAAACUUUGCUCGACCCUUUUGAGAAUCAGAAUGCCCUUCAAGAUCGCAGCGAGGAGUCCCUCAAGGCUAAAUGCAAGGGAGUCUUUUAUUUCUAUAAUGCAUACAGGCGACCCCUAGAAAGUGCUUUACACAAAAAACACUGUGAGUAAUCAGUGGACAGUACGGGUGUGAGUCUUGCCCCAUGUAGAGGGAGUCAUUUCAGACUACGCCAUGGUGUUAGCCAGCCUGCUAUCUGAUCUGAACAUCAACGCUAGUCCAUCCCAGAGGCCACCUGUGAGGAACACCAAGCGGCCUCGUUUGUAGAUAUGGCUGUAAAAGGUCGUCCUAUUAAACAUGUACAUAGCUAAAUCAAAAACAAAAAAACAAUGUAAUAUUUAUCAUUUUAACUUAUGUUUGUACAAAAAAGAUAUACAUACUUUAUUUUGCUCUUGAUGCUCUUGUUGUGAUUUUUAAGUUUGCUUCUUGCUCCUGAUAGGUCAGUAAUGUGAAUUUUUUUUAAGGGCAUUUUGGUUCAGAAUUGACCUGCUCAUUUAAAACAAUUACAGCUUUGAUAAAAAUAUAAAAGUAUAAAAAUGGAAACAGAUAUGCUGUGACUUAGACAUUCAUUUGACCUCUUCUUAAAGGAGGUCACGUAACAUUCAGGACAUUCAUCUCUGGAUACAACGUGACUGCUUCCGUUAUUUUCAUCUCAGAAAGUUCAUGUCAUGACAGUGACACUGAUGGUGUAAAAGAUCUUAGUGUGAAACAGAUCAGGAGUUUAUCCAGGUGGGGUUAUUAUUUUGAAGUUUUGCUAUAAAUAAUGUGCUCUUGGGAACAGACUGUGGAGAACAUCACUUUUGACUCUCGGCAAGACACCACUUCUGUAAUUCUUUUUUUUUUUUUAUGGCUCCUCCCCUUUUCUUAUUGACUUCUGACACAUAGGUUAACUAAUAGCUUUGCAUCCUUCCCUGAGAAGCUGUUCAUAAAACAGGUGACUAUUUAUUUUAAAUGUUUCUUUUUCAUGGUGGCCCCAGCCAUACGCCAGAUACAGUCCAGGAACCUUGCAGGACCUCAUCGUUCCACAGGUCGGCACCGAUUGGUCACUCCAAAAUCACAAAAACUGGAGAUGGGCAAAUUCAAUAUCUUAAUUUAGCCAAUCACUUUCAACUGCUGUGGAAAGCUCAUUGAACUCAGCUUACUGUAGACGAUGUUGCUUUUUGAAGGCUUGUUUCUUUUUGUAUGACUGACUUGUAAAUGACUGUAUAUAUUGUGCUUAAUUAGAGUGCAUGCUCUUUGCUGAUACACACUUGGAGGUGUGUGUGUGUGUGUAUGUGUGUACGUAUGUGUGAGUGGUUUGAUUUAUCAAUAUAUAGAAUGGGGAAAUGACUGGCACAAUCUUUUUCCUUUUUUCCCCACAUUUGGACAAAAAUAACAUCAGUUUGUUUUGUUUUCCGAUUUUGUAACUUUUAUUUUCAUUUGGAUUCUGUUUUAACUCGGGCUUGUUAUGAACAGCGUUCUCUGUAAAUGGUCAGAGUGGCGGCGUUUUGUGGAGAGCAAAGCCAACAUGAAUGCAUUUUUAACCCUGUUAAUGAUUGUAAACUGUACAAUCAACUGUAUGUUAAGGGGAAAAUAAUGUACUAAUUUAAAAACGAUUACCAGUACACGGAAGCUCCAGCUCAAAUGAA